This is a messenger RNA of Cucurbita pepo subsp. pepo (vegetable marrow), 1182 nucleotides long. RefSeq names its product polygalacturonase-like. Gene Ontology annotation, biological process: carbohydrate metabolic process. The record is from RefSeq and is a predicted model, not a curated record. Gene Ontology annotation, molecular function: polygalacturonase activity. Lineage: Eukaryota; Viridiplantae; Streptophyta; Magnoliopsida; Cucurbitales; Cucurbitaceae.
AUGGCCAUUCCAAGAACCUCUCUUGUUCUUUUCCUUGUGUCUAUGUUUCUCGACUCAACGUUCGCUGCUUCAUCCUCAUCGUACAAUGUCGUUAGUUUUGGAGCCAAACCCGACAAUCAAUCUGACUCAACGCAAGCAUUUCAAGCUGCAUGGGCUAAAGCAUGUGCCUCCACGAAAUCAGCUUCAAUUUAUGUCCCGCGAGGAAGAUAUUACCUUCGUAGCGUAACAUUUAAUGGACCUUGCAAGAAUAAUGCUAUCUCGAUGCGUAUUGAUGGCAGCUUGGUAGCUCCCUCGGACUUUCGAGUUAUUGGUAACUUAGUAGCUUGGAUUAUGUUUAGACAUGUCGACGGAGUUACUAUCUCGGGUGGGAUUCUUGAUGGUCAAGGAACUGGCUUAUGGGCUUGUAAGAACUCGACAAAAGCUUGUCCUAAUGGAGCCACGACGCUUGAAUUCUCGAACGCAAAAAAUAUAGCGAUUACUGGAUUAACAUCGCUCAAUAGCCAAAUGUUCCACGUAGUCGUUAAUGAUUGUCAAAAUUUCAAAAUCAAGGGACUUAAAAUCAUAGCUUCUGGCGAUAGUCCCAACACUGAUGGGAUUCAUGUAGAACAAUCCUCUAAUGUGACGAUACUAAACUCUCACGUAGGCACUGGGGAUGAUUGUAUAUCCAUCGGUCCGGGAACUUCUGAUAUGUGGAUUGAGAAUAUUGUUUGUAAGCCAGGUCAUGGAAUAAGCAUCGGAAGUCUCGGAAAGAACCUUGAAGAGGCUGGGGUCCGAAACAUAACCGUGAAAAAAGCUUUAUUUUCACACACUCAAAACGGUGUGAGAAUCAAGACAUGGGGCAAACCGAGCAAUGGAUUUGCUACUAACAUUCUCUUCCAAAAGAUUAUAAUGGACAAUGUCAAGAAUCCAAUCAUUAUUGAUCAAAAUUAUUGUCCAAACCACAAAGAUUGCUCGACCCAGGCUUCCGGGGUUAAAAUCAGCAACGUGACGUACCAAGACAUUCAUGGAACAUCGGCCACUCAAAUUGCAGUCAAGUUCGAUUGCAGUCCAACGAACCCAUGUGUUCAAAUAAGGUUGGAAGACAUAAACCUUACUUCUAGGAAGAACCAAACAGCCCAAGCUGUAUGUAGCCACGUAGAAGGGAUUGCCACAGGUCUUGUCGAGCCCACUAGUUGCUUCUAA